GGCUGGGACCCCGGGCGGUCGGACGGGCGGGUACCGGUCGCAACUCGGGCCGUGGCGGCUGAGAGAUCUGAAGCGCUCGGUUCCCCCCGGGCCGGAACGGGGGCGGGAGGGGGCUCAGGCCCGGGGGAUGCUGGGCUCGGUGAAGAUGGAGGCCCAUGACCUGGCCGAGUGGAGCUACUACCCGGAGGCGGGCGAGGUCUACUCGCCAGUGACCCCAGUGCCCACCAUGGCCCCCCUCAACUCCUACAUGAGCCUGAAUCCUCUGAGCGCUCCCUACCCCCCUGGGGGGCUCCCUGCCUCUCCGAUGCCCUCAGGACCCCUGGCGCCCCCAGCGCCCGCAGCACCCCUGGGGCCCACCUUUCCGGGCCUGGGGGCCGGCAGCGGCAGCGGAGGCAGCGGCUCAGGGUACGGGGGUCCGGGCCCUGGGCUGGUGCAUGGUAAGGAGAUGCCGAAAGGCUACCGGCGGCCGCUGGCCCACGCCAAGCCACCGUAUUCCUACAUCUCGCUCAUCACCAUGGCCAUCCAGCAGGCGCCGGGCAAGAUGCUGACCCUGAGCGAGAUCUACCAGUGGAUCAUGGACCUCUUCCCCUACUACCGGGAGAACCAGCAGCGCUGGCAGAACUCCAUCCGCCACUCCCUGUCUUUCAACGACUGCUUCGUCAAGGUGGCGCGCUCCCCAGACAAGCCGGGCAAGGGCUCCUACUGGGCCCUGCACCCCAGCUCAGGGAACAUGUUUGAGAACGGCUGCUACCUGCGUCGCCAGAAGCGCUUCAAGCUGGAGGAGAAGGUGAAGAAGGGUGCUGGCGGGACCUCCACCCCCAGGAACAGUGCAGGGCCGGCUGCCUCGGCCGCCGCCCCUGCUGCUACGGUCACCUCUCCCCCGCAGCCCCAGCCUCCACCCCCUGAGCCAGAGGCCCAGGCCGGGGAAGAUGUGGGGGCUCUGGACUGUGGCUCACCCCCUUCCUCCUCACCCUACUUCAAUGGCCUGGAGCUCCCCGGGGAGCUGAAGCUUGAUGCCUCCUACAACUUCAAUCACCCUUUCUCCAUCAACAACCUGAUGUCGGAACAGACGCCAGCACCUCCUAAGCUGGACAUGGGGUUUGGGGGCUAUGGGGUAGAAAGUGGGGAGCCUGGGGUCUACUACCAGGGUGUCUAUUCCCGCUCUCUGCUUAACGCGUCCUAGCGGGGGUGUGGGAGCGUGGUGGGUGGGGUAUGGCUAUAGCUCACACCAUCGGGCACUUGGGGCCUGAUCCUCCUGGUCACACUUGGCUCGCCCCGUCAGUUACCAUCUUGUUUGGUCUAUUACUGUGGUGGCUGCGGUGUCUGAGGGCAUCGGAUCCAUCCUUUGGGUACUGUGAUAACUACCAUUGACAUCUUGGUGGGCCCACUGGGUUCUACCAGGACUGCCAUGUUGAUUGACGUUAUUAGUCCAUCCAUUGGGUGCUCUGAUGGCUGCUACCUGGGAUGACAUCUCAGUUGGCCCUUUGGACAUGGUGAUGGACAUCCUCUUGGCUGACCCUUUGGAUGGGAUGGUGAUACCAUUCCAGUGACAUCUUCUUUGGCCCGUUGGAUGCUGUGAUCACUUCUUUUUUGGUUGACUUCUUGGCAUACUGGAGGGCCAGUUGGCCAUCAUUCUGCAUAACAUCUUUUUUUGGCCACGUUGGGUGCUAUGAUGGCCACCAUCUUGGUUGGCUGACAUAAACAGUGUACCGUUGUGCACCGUGACAGCUGCCAUAGCCCCUGGGUUGGCCAUUGUCAUCACCGUCUCUUUGGUGUGAGUUGAGUGAGGGAUGGAGGUGAGGCUACUCCUUGUUUUUUUCUAGAGCCCAUUCCCCCCUCUGGUCCAGGGGAAACCAGAAAGGACUGGCUAGGGUAUGGGGAAUUUCUACUGAAGUCUGGUUCUUGCCUGGGAAGCGGGAUACUGCCUGUGUUGGACCAUUAAAGGCACUGUUUCUGCCUCUCAC
Molecule: messenger RNA, 1964 nt
Organism: Lontra canadensis (Northern American river otter)
Lineage: Eukaryota; Metazoa; Chordata; Mammalia; Carnivora; Mustelidae
Gene: FOXA3
Product: forkhead box A3
Exons: 2
Coding region: 128-1183 (351 amino acids)
Biological process (GO): anatomical structure morphogenesis; regulation of transcription by RNA polymerase II; cell differentiation
Molecular function (GO): transcription factor binding; RNA polymerase II cis-regulatory region sequence-specific DNA binding; protein domain specific binding
Source: RefSeq, a predicted model, not a curated record